Messenger RNA from Menidia menidia (Atlantic silverside), 7615 nucleotides. Lineage: Eukaryota; Metazoa; Chordata; Actinopteri; Atheriniformes; Atherinopsidae. The record is from the annotation of a GenBank genome assembly.
CCAAACACGGCAAAACUUCUUUAACUAUAAAAGAAGUAGACCCUGUCUUUUCUCCUCCACGCAUGGCUUCCUAAAUCCAACGCGCAGAUCUUCUGCAGAAUAAAGUGCUGGGACAAGGGGGCCAAACUUUGAAAGAUGGACCAGUUGAGGACCAUAUCGCACAGGAGAAUACAGCUAUUUCUGUUUAUCAUUCUUCAUCUAGCCACGACUCAAGCCGCUUAUCCCAUUGAUGUUCUGCGCGGGCUGGAGCUGUCAGAGAGCAUGGAGGGGGUGUCCUUGGAGGCUGGUUUCUGCACCAGCAGGAAAGGCACAGAGGAGACGGACUUGGCUUUCAAGAUCAAAAAGAUCCAGCUUAGCGCUCCCACUAAACAGCUAUUCCCAGAUUCCAAAUUCCCUGAGAAUUUCUCCCUUAUGGCCACAGUCCGAGCUAAAAAGGGCUCCCAGUUCUUCCUGCUGUCGGUGUAUGAUGAGCAGGGGGUGCAGCAGCUGGGGCUUGAAGUGGGCCGCUCACCUGUUUUCUUGUACGAGGACCAAGAUGGGCAGCCCACCCCGGAACUUUAUCCAAUCUUUAAGAAGAUCAACUUGGCAGAUGGAAAAUGGCACAGGAUAGCCUACAGCGUGCAGGACAAGGCUGUGACCCUUUACUUGGAUUGUCAGAUGGCGGAGAGUGUGGAUCUGCUUCGUGGGGACAAUGCCAUCGUCAGCACAGAGGGUGUCACUGUGUUUGGAACAAGGCUGCUGGAUGAGGAGGUUUUUGAGGGAGAUAUUCAGCAACUUCUGAUUGUGGAAGACCCCCAUGCUGCUGCCUCCUACUGUGUUAACUAUAUGCCAGACUGUGAGUCAGCUUUGCCACAACUCCCCCAAGCCGUUGGCCUGCCAGAGAUACCUCACCUUGAGUCAGAUGCUGUGAUGCAGAGCGACCAGCCAGCUGAACCGACGGAGGUCUCCAAAAAGGGCAGGAAAAACAGAAAGAACAAAAAGAAGAGGGACAAGGGCUCUAAAGGCAAACGCAAAGGCAAGGGCAAGAAGGGGUCCAGAAGGAAAAAAGAGGAAGAGGAAGGUUUUGAGGAGGGAUUCCUCAGAGUGACCACUACGCUGCCCGAGUUUUACUCCCAGGAUCAUUUUAAGCCCACAGAUCUACCAGAAAUUGAGAGUGCGCUUAAAGCUGUCUCAUCCACUAAAGUGUUCGACGAGACCUUCGUGAAGACGCCCACACAUGAACCUGGCUUCACAACUGAGGCCCCCACUGUGGUGCCUCACAGUACUGUGUGGAGCACAAUGCCUGUAUCAGAGGUUACUGAGGAGGACACCCCAGUAAAGAAACCACUGGAGGUGGAGUAUGAAAGUGACCUUUAUGGAGACCUUUAUGAGGAUCUUUCGCUCUCUACAGUAACAGUCGGCCCCAAUGUGACAGCAUAUGAGUUUCUUGAAUAUGAAGAGCUGAAGAACGACUCAGCGUUGGAAUAUGAGGAGUAUGAAAUUUAUGAGGACGACUUUGACUUUGCAGAGCGGGAAAAGGCUGACACGUUUAAUUUUGAGGCAACACUCAGGGCAGAGAAAGGCCAGAAGGGAGAGCAAGCCAUUAUCGAACCAGGUACAUUAGUGCAAGGACCCCCAGGCCUAGAGGGUCCACAGGGGCUUGAUGGCCCAGCCGGACCAACAGGCCCUCCAGGACCCAGGGGAGAUCCAGGUGAAUCGGGCCUUCCAGGACGCCCUGGUCUUGCUGGGGUAGAUGGUAUACCAGGUCCUCCAGGAACGCUGUUGAUGCUACCAUUUCAGUAUGGAGGUGAUUCACAGAAGGGACCAGUGGUGUCUCCCCAAGAGGCACAAGCACAGGCUAUUCUGCAACAGACAAAGCUAUCACUUACGGGACCUCCAGGUCCACUGGGUCUCACCGGGCGACCAGGACCAAUGGGACUUCCAGGUCCAGCUGGGCUCAAAGGAGACCAAGGCGACACUGGACCCUCUGGACCUCGCGGGAUGCCUGGUACCGCUGGAAUUAACGGAAAGUCUGGCAAAAGGGGACGUUCAGGAGUGGAUGGCGGUCGUGGCGCUCCAGGUGAAUCAGGUUCAAAGGGUGACAGAGGCUUUGACGGCCUGCCAGGUCUCCCAGGAAACAAGGGACACAGAGGGGACAGAGGGAGGCCGGGCCCUCAUGGGCCUUUCGGAGAGCAAGGAGAAAAGGGAUCUGAUGGACCUGUAGGGCCAAGAGGGCAGCCGGGUGAACCUGGUCCACGAGGUCUUGUUGGGCCGAGGGGACCACCUGGUCCGCCUGGUCAACCGGGGAUUGUUGGAAUUGAUGGAGUGCAAGGGUCAAAGGGCAACCUGGGCCCAGCUGGAGAGAUAGGGCCCCCAGGCCAACAAGGAAAUCCCGGAAUGCAGGGGUUUCCUGGUGCUCAGGGUCCCAUUGGAUUGCCAGGAGAGAAGGGUCCCCAGGGUAAACAAGGAAUUCAAGGUCUACCAGGCAUUGAUGGCCCUCCCGGUCACCCAGGAAGAGAAGGUCCCCCUGGAGAAAAAGGCAUCCAAGGUUUACCGGGUGUGCAGGGGCCAGUUGGGUACCCAGGUACUCGUGGUGUCAAGGGAGCAGAUGGAGUCAGAGGUCUAAAGGGAAGCAAAGGAGAAAAGGGAGAAGAUGGCUUUCCCGGUCUGAAAGGUGACAUGGGUAUCAAGGGAGACAGGGGUGAUGAUGGAGCUCUUGGUCCACGUGGAGAGGACGGACCGGAAGGUCCAAAGGGUCAGUCAGGACUCAUCGGAGAAGCAGGAGCCCUCGGACUAGCUGGGGAGAAGGAUACCCAGGAAGACAAGGUCUUAAGGGAUCACUCGGCUUCCCUGGUGUGGCAGGGGUCCUUGGAGAAAAAGGACGAAGGGGUCCAGGUGGUCAGCCAGGUUCAGGGGGCCAAAGAGGUCCCAAUGGAGCCCGAGGGGGAAGAGGAGCAAGGGGGCCAACUGGAAAGCCUGGAGAAAAGGGCUCUGCUGGACUGGACGGUCCACCAGGUUCUCCUGGAGAUCAGGGUCCUCAAGGACCACAAGGGAGGCAUGGUGAAUCAGGACCUCGAGGACCUAAUGGUCCUGCAGGAAAGAAUGGAUUGCCUGGCCACCCCGGACAGAGAGGAGAACCUGGUUUCCAAGGCAAGAAUGGACCUCCUGGUCCCCCAGGAGUUGUUGGACCCCAGGGAAAAUCUGGUGAGACAGGGCCAACUGGAGACAGAGGCCAUCCAGGUUCACCAGGACCACCAGGUGAGCACGGUUUACCAGGAACAGCUGGAAAGGAGGGCGCUAAGGGGGAUCCAGGCCCACUUGGAGCCCAAGGGAAGAGUGGCCCUACUGGGCUUAAAGGCUUCAGAGGAAGUAGGGGGACCCCUGGUGCAACGGGCCCAGCUGGUCUAAAGGGAGGAGAAGGCCUUCCUGGUGUUGCAGGACUUACUGGUGCCACUGGAGAGAGGGGUCCUGCUGGGCCUGCUGGUGCAAUUGGCCAGCCAGGACGGGCCGGCAGCGUGGGUCCUGCUGGGCCGAUGGGAGAGAAAGGCGAGCCGGGAGAGAAGGGAGCUGUGGGGCCGGCUGGACAUGACGGGGAACUUGGACCUCUAGGGCUGCCAGGGGUUGCAGGACCUCUAGGACCUCCAGGGGAAGAUGGAGACAAGGGAGAAGGGGGUGGACCAGGCCAAAAAGGCAGCAAAGGAAUCAAAGGAGAGGCUGGACCCCAAGGGCCUGUUGGAAUUCAAGGACCUGUGGGCCAACCAGGACCAUUUGGUGCAGAUGGAGAAACAGGUCCUCGUGGCCAACAGGGUGUAAACGGGGCAAAAGGAGAUGAAGGACCCAGGGGCUUUAAGGGGGCAUCUGGUCCCCCUGGAUUACAGGGAAUGCCAGGGCCUUCAGGAGAGAAAGGAGAAAGUGGGCAUGUUGGCUCAAUGGGUCCUCCAGGACAGCAUGGCCCACGGGGCCCUCAGGGACCCAUUGGUGGAGAGGGCCCUCCUGGUUUAUCGGGAGGAGUUGGUCAGCCUGGACUUGUUGGAGAGAAGGGUGAGGAUGGAGAGGCAGGAGACCCUGGGUCAGUGGGGGAGACUGGCAUCCCUGGUGCUAAAGGUGAUGUGGGGGAUAAGGGUGACUCCGGUCCCCCCGGAGCAGCUGGUCCUCCUGGAUCGAGGGGAGUACCAGGAGAGGAUGGACCCAAGGGCAACCUUGGUCCUCUUGGAUUCCCUGGAGAUUCGGGGCCCCCUGGAGAACCCGGAAUCAAUGGUAUAGAUGGUGCACAUGGACCAAAAGGAGACAACGGAGAGCCUGGGAAAGCCGGACCCUCCGGGGCCUCGGGAGAACCUGGCCCGCCAGGGCCGCCAGGUCGGAGGGGUCAUAUUGGAGCUGCAGGAAAAGAAGGGAAGCAAGGGAUGAAAGGAAGCAAAGGGAUGACAGGAGCUCUUGGUUCAGUGGGGAAGACAGGCCCAGUAGGACCCCAAGGGCAGCCAGGGAGGCCUGGUCCAGAAGGGCUUCGAGGCAUUCCUGGUCCAGCGGGUGAACAUGGGUUGAAUGGACCAUCUGGACAAACUGGACCUCCAGGACCAAUGGGACCACCAGGACUUCCAGGACUAAAAGGAGACUCUGGAAGUAAAGGAGAAAAAGGUCAUGGUGGGUUGAUUGGUCUAAUUGGUCCCCCAGGAGAACCUGGUGAGAAAGGAGAUAGAGGCCUGCCAGGAAACCAGGGUUUACAAGGACCUAAGGGAGAUGAGGGAGUGACUGGAACAGCUGGUCCCACUGGUCCACCGGGGCCACCAGGAUUCUCUGGAGCUGCUGGGGAGAAAGGAUCGAAGGGAGAGCUGGGUGUGGUCGGUCCCAGGGGAGAUCCGGGCCCUGCUGGUCCUCCAGGACCCCCUGGAGCCCCUGCCACUAUGGUUCAACCCCUACCAAUUAGGGAGGGCAGGCGAAAGAGACGAAGGCAUACAGAUCAAACAAAAGAUGCAUCCAGGGAGGGGGAUGAAGCUUUGGACACGGAAGUGUUUCUGCAAGGAGAUCAGCCCCUGGAGGAUGCCGAAGGAAUGGAGGAAGUUUUUGCUACCCUUUCUUCAAUGAAGAAUGAAGUGGAGCUUAUGAGGAGACCUCUUGGAACCUUUGAGAGCCCUGCUCGUACCUGCAAAGAGCUCAUGAUGAUUCACCCUGACUACAAAGAUGGAGACUAUUGGAUUGAUCCCAAUCAGGGUUGUCAUAGAGACUCUAUCAAGGUUUAUUGUAACUUCACAGCCGAUGGACAGACCUGUCUCUACCCUGACAACAGGAUUGAGAGGGUGAAACUAUCAGCAUGGAGCAAAGAGAAACCAGGAAGCUGGUACAGCCAAUACAAGAAGGGCAAACAGUUCUCCUACAUCGACAGGAAUGGGAACCCUGUUCAUGUAGUUCAGCUGACCUUCUUGAAAUUAUUAAGUGCCACAGCCAAGCAGAGCUUCACCUAUACCUGUCAGAACUCAGUGGGUUGGUUUGACAGCACCUCCCUCUCAUACCAGCAUGCCCUCCGAUUCCGUGGUAGCAAUGAUGAGGAGCUGACACAAGCCAAAAGCCCAUUCAUCACAGCAGUGCAUGAUGGAUGCCAGUUCCGUAAAGGUCAGGAGAGGACCAUUUUAGAGAUUAACUCCCCCUCGGCUGAGCUACUCCCUAUUAUAGAUGUGGCACCAGCAGAUUUUGGUCGCAACAGCCAGAAAUUUGGAUUCCAAGUCGGACAAGUAUGCUUCAACGGCUAACAUCUUGACAGGAACGAGUACAUAUGAAGACCUUCACAGGAAGUUUUCAGUCAAAGAAACUGGACUUGAACUGCCACUCAAUAUUUAUUGUUAUGUUCCUGUAUGUGAUGGGUUAUUGGUGUCUUAUUUGGGAUUGUUAAACAGUCAAUGAAAUAUUUUCUUUCAAUUUCCAAGAGUAAGAACUAUAGCACAAUAGCAAGAAAGAGGAUAUGCUACAGCUGGAACAAAACACAAUAUACCAAAGGGAAUCAUUACAGUUAGAUAUAUCUAAUUCUGUUUUUUGUUUUUUUGCUUUUGUUGUUUGAUUAUCUACCUUUUUUAAGUGGGCUAUAUUUAAUCCUCUAGAGGGCCACACCACUUAACAAUGACCAGCCAUAAACAAGAUCUGUCUUACUGACCAGGGCAUGUCAGUGACUGGAUAGCAUAGACAUCUACUUCCUGCCUUACAAUUUUCAAAGACUGAGAUUAAAUAAAUCAGUGUCACAAUCAUAUUAAUUUAUAUUGCAGAUAGAUUUCAAUCUAAUGACAAUUCCAGAGCAGUUGUGAACUACCCCAGCACAUUAAUUCCACAAAACCAGAAUAAUUAAUUUCUUGUGAGUAAGAUGAUAAAUUGCGCUCUUUACCUUUCAACAGCAGUUUGUUCAAUGAAUUAUCUUGUUUUGUGUUCAUAAGGUGUAGCUAGUUAUUGAGCCAAACACUUACUUGAAUGACUAAGGUUAUUUUUCUGUAUUCUCUGCUUCCCUCAUAUGCUUGGUAAUAUGGUCUUUGAGCCCUCCCUGUAUCUACAAACCACAGUAUGUAUGUAACAUCAUUUUAGCAGUGGUAUGCACUUGCUAUCAUGACAUAUUCCAGCACCUGUGCUGCGGAUAUUGUAACUGUACCAAUUAGAAUGUUCUCCUGUCAAGUGUGGUGACUUAUUCAAAGAUUUUUUUAAAUGCAGAAUUAUGAACAGAGAUGCCUUUAUCCUGGUAUGAAUUGCCCUUCAGUGGUGCUAUAGAUGAGUCUUUUAUAUUUGUGAAACUAUUUGUGUUUCUGUGGGUAUGAUCAUAGUACUAGAGAUUGAGAGGGUUAUUGCUUUAUUCAACAGUACAAAAGACCCUCGGAGGUAAGAUACUUGUUUCUUGGUUUUUGCACAUCCUCUGGCUGACUGUGUUAUUUCCACAGGGCCAAUAGAACGAAGCAAAGAACAGUUCAGAGCAACAUGGUUGAUUGCUUUAAAGGGAAAAUCCACCCUUAAACCACACUUACACUUUGCCUUCACAGUGAUUUUCUCUCAUAAGAAAUUAAAUAUCAACUCAGACAGCUCUUUUCAUAGAGUCAAAUGUAUUAUUAAGACUGCAAUUCAGUCAAGUUUUGAAAGAUUGAUUUGUUCUGUUUAGCUGUAAAAUUAACAUUGUCCCAUCUCAGCGGAAUCCCUAUCAUAUCAUUUUACAAAUUAAACUGCAUUAUUCAGGAUUUGUUUUUAGGUGAUGCAAAUGCUGCAGCCUGUUUCUGCAUAUUACCCCUAAGAGCCUUUUUUGAAUUGGCAAAUAGAACUGUGAAAUACCACAGAGCUGGUGAGACUUAUGUAUGUGAAUUCCAUUUUCUGCCUAGUUUUCCCUCCAGCAAAUUAAAUUUCUCAGCACUGUAACUACCUCCCCUGAUUCGAAUGGUAGAGUGUGCACACAACAUGUGUAAUCAUGUCAUUCUGUCCCCGUGUUCUAUUUAUUUCAUUGCAUUUAAGCAGUACAAUUUAUCCUUUCCUCUCUUGACACACACUGCCCUUCAUUUGUAUAGUGUUGUACUUAUUUUAUAUGCUGUACAGUUAUUCUGAGGACUUUAUGAACAAUAACUGCUGCCUGAAUGGCAGCAAGUUUAUUUGUCAAAAUUUAUGUGCAAAUAAAAACCCACAA